UUUGGGAAAGAUGGGAAAUUGCCUUCUGACCUUAAACUUUUUAAUGAUAUUACUUUGCAAACUUCUAAUGCUGAAAAAAAGAAUGCUGUUAUAAUGGGGAGAAAGACAUGGGAGAGUAUUCCUCGUAAGAAUCGGCCUUUGCCCGGUAGACUUAACGUUGUUCUCACUCAUUCUCGGGAUUAUGAUGUUGGAAGUUUGGAAGAUGCUGUGACUUGUGCAAGAAUCAAUUCUGCUUUGGAGCUGUUGGGAAUGCGCCCGUAUGAUCUUUUGAUUGAGAGGGUGUUUGUCAUUGGCGGUGGUCAGAUCUUGAGGGAGGCACUUAAUGCUCCAGCUUGCGAUGCGAUACAUAUUACAGAGAUUGAGACCGAUAUAGAGUGUGACACAUUUAUGCCCCCUGUGGAUAAUUCUUUGUUUCAGCCUUGGUAUUCGUCUUUUCUUUCGGUUGAGAACAAUAUACGACACUCUUUCGUUACAUAUGUCCGUGUGAGAAGGACUGCGACUGAUAUUGGUACACAAAUCAAUACUACCAAGGCACUAUCUAGUAAGUUUGAGGUACAUGACUUCUCCUUCCUGCCUCAAAUGGUAUUUGAUAGACAUCAGGAGCAUUUGUACCUUAAGCUAGUUCAAGAGGUCUUGUCGAGUGGGAAUCUUAAGGAUGAUAGGAUAGGGAUGGGGACCCUAUCAAAAUUUGGUUGCCAGGUGCAUCAAGCUGUUUGUUUAUACUGAGUUCUUAUUUUGUUUUUGUUUUGGUUUUUAGUUAUUGAUUUGAUGGUUUUUUCCCACAAGUGCGGUUCAAUUUGCGCAAGAGUUUCCCACUUCUUACAACCAAGGCAUGUAAUGUAUAACUAAGUUUCCAGCUUAUAUUGCUUCUCUCUAUGAUUUUUUUUGAAGGUUUUAGCAAUUUAUGUUUUCCUUAAAUGACUUGUUGAUUUGAUUAUACAUAUAGAUUUGGAAAAAUUAUGGUGGAUACUGAAUAUUAUUUGUGGAAAAAAUCUAUUCGAACUCUUAAGCCAUGUAUACUGAAAACUAUCUUUAUCAAUUCAAAUUACAGAGAGUAUUUUGGCGAGGUGUUGUAGAGGAACUUUUGUGGUUUAUUAGUGGUUCCACAAAUGCCAAGGUUCUGCAAGAGAAAGGCAUACAUAUUUGGGAUGGAAAUGCAUCCAGAAUUUACCUUGGUACAUGGAUUCUACUCUACCUCAGAUUUAUGUAGAGGUGAUCAUUGGGCAGGCCGGGCCGGGCCGAAGCUACAAGAAUUUGCCCACUUCUCGGGCCGGGCCAAGCUUCGGGCCGAAUUUUUUGUGCCCAAACCCGCCCAAAGUGGUCAGGUCGUGCGGGAUUUUCGAGCCGUUUUCGAGCCGGGCCUAAAAAAUCAACUAAAUAUGUUUAAAAACGCAUUCCCAAACCCGCCCAAAAAAAUAAAAAUUUCGGGGCGGGCCCAACCCGAUUUUGGGCCGAAAAUUUCUGCCCAAAACUGGGCCGGGUCGGACCGGGCCAACGGGCCGGCCAUACUUGAUCAGAUCUUAUUCCUGGGGAUUUCAUCCAUGUCAUUGGAGAUACUCAUGUUUAUCGCAACCAUAUUGAGCCUUUGCAAGAACAAUUACAGAAUCUGCCUAAACCUUUUCCUGGGUGACCUUUGUUUCCUGCACCUGUUGUUCAAUUUCUGUCAAAAGUGGGUGCUGUGUGAUGCCAAGGUAAUUUGAAGAUAAUGUUCUGAGUGCAGAUUGGGUGCAUCAAUAGGACAUGUGGAUAUGCAAAUCCAUCCGUCCUGGUCGCAAGAGUGCGGAUCCAGUCUGUCUUUGUGGUUUGUUGUGAACACAAUGAUCCUCAAUUGUAAUAUUACAUCCUUUUUUAAUGAAAAUAUGUAACUUUAUGUAUAGUUAGUGUUUAUAUAUACAUUUAAGUAAAAAAAAUGCAAAAAAAUUUUUUAUUUUUUUUUUAUUUUUUUGGGGUAUUUUGGCACCAGUUUGGACCAGAACCGAUGCCAAAAGUUUU
Chenopodium quinoa (quinoa) is the source of this 1992-nucleotide messenger RNA. Its product is annotated as bifunctional dihydrofolate reductase-thymidylate synthase-like. NCBI's taxonomy places the organism in Eukaryota, Viridiplantae, Streptophyta, Magnoliopsida, Caryophyllales, Amaranthaceae. The annotation marks the transcript as partial. Gene Ontology annotation, cellular component: mitochondrion. Gene Ontology annotation, molecular function: NADP binding; dihydrofolate reductase activity. The record is from RefSeq and is a predicted model, not a curated record. The transcript has 5 exons. Gene Ontology annotation, biological process: dihydrofolate metabolic process; folic acid metabolic process; tetrahydrofolate biosynthetic process.